Messenger RNA from Carassius auratus (goldfish), 4567 nucleotides. RefSeq lists its product as uncharacterized. The transcript is spliced from 4 exons. Gene Ontology annotation, molecular function: zinc ion binding; nucleic acid binding; aspartic-type endopeptidase activity. The record is from RefSeq and is a predicted model, not a curated record. Gene Ontology annotation, biological process: proteolysis. NCBI's taxonomy places the organism in Eukaryota, Metazoa, Chordata, Actinopteri, Cypriniformes, Cyprinidae. The coding region runs from base 668 to 4567 and encodes 1299 amino acids.
GAACGUGUACUCUUCUCUCGGGAGCUGUCAGGGAGUGGGGAAGUCUCACUUACUUUAUUAGAUCUGGGGAGGGAGGAGCAUAUAACACUGCACUGUCAUAUAUGCAAUUUCACUUCAGGAAGCCACCGUGUAUCACUACUAUAACUGAAGCCUACCCUUGUCAAUCAGUAGUGUUCUAACACAAUAGAGUAAGAAACCACAUACCCACAUUAGUGUGUAAUGAGACUAAAAGGUUGGGGAACGGGGACCAAGAUCCUUUCGUUGUCCAAACUUCCAGGGCAGCCAUAAUCCAUUUCCCCUACACAACGGGCUUAAUACCCCCGUUACAAAAGUGGCGUCACGAACAGGAUCGAAUUAGGCACAUUUAGAUAGUCACACGUCUCCAGGCCCACAAAUUUUUGUCAAGUAAGAAAAUGUCUGAGCUGGAGGAACUAAAGAGAGAGAUGGCAGAGAUGCAGAGGAGGUUUGCUGAGCAGGCGGGGCACUUGACCAAGCCAGGACAGAGCAGAGAGAAGCCCUAUCCUUAGCAAAGGUCGUAAUUGAGAGCCAGGCCUCUGCCCAAGCGACCCCAGCUGCCAUUUAUAUCCCUAGGGACCGGAAGCUCCCUGAUUUCACUGGUUGCGUUUCAAAACCAGGUGACCUGAGUAUUGAAGAAUGGGUGGCAUCAAUGAAGUCUGCAUUUCAAGUCAUGAGGGUGCCCACUGAGGAUCGGGUUGAGCUGGUGAAACAGCACCUAAAAGAUGAGGCCAGAGCCACAGUGAAGUUCAUGAUGGAUGGAAAAGAGGAGUCUGUUGACAACAUCUUCACUGUUCUCCUUGACACCUAUGGAGAUAAAGUGCCCAUUGGUACAAGGCUGAAGGACUUCUAUGAUCGUGCUCAGAAUACAGGAGAAACAAUACGUUCCUAUGCAUAUGACCUUCGGGAAAGACUUAAUUGUGUUCAGCGCCGAGAGCCAGCUAGAGUAGCAGAUGCUGAAAAGGUUUUGAAAGAGCAACUGGUGCUAGGCCUAAAAGAUGACUUCUUGCGCCGAGAGAUGAAACGCAGAAUUAAGGCUGAGCCAGAUUUGAGUUUUGUGGAGUUGAUGCAAGCGGCAAUUACCUGGUCAGAGGAGGAAGAAGCACAGUCUUCUAGUAAUCUCAGGCCCAGUAUCCGUGCUAGAGGGGUAGUAAAUGCUGCUGCAGCACAGGAUGCUCCCUCCACUCUGUCUUUAGAGAAGUUGCAUGAAGCAAUUCAGAAAAUAGCUGCUCGUCAAGAGGAAUUAUAUCAAAUCGUUCAUGCAAAAGAAAGGGAUAGACCACAGCAGAACCAUCCAAAGAAACAACCGUUAAAAGACAGUGAAGGACGUUAUAUUUGUUAUUCAUGUGGUGAACCUGGACACACCAGCCGCUAUUGUCCACAAGGAGGCAAGUCUGGGAGGGGACCAGCCCCACCACAGUGUAUAGUGGAGUCUGCUGAAGUUACAGAGAAAGACUCAGGAGGUGCAGUACAGAAAAGCCCAGGGCCCUCAUUGAUUAGAUGUCACACAGCAGAAUGGCUGGUGGAUGAGGCUGCUGAUAAACUGAAGGAUAGUGCUUUUGGGGAUUGUCUUGCAGUUGAUGUGAAGAUAGCCGGUGUCAGGACCAAGUGCCUCUUAGAUACAGGGUCAGAGGUGUCCACCAUCUCCGAAUCCCACUUCAGACAGCAUUUUGGGGAGCAAAAGCUAAAGUUGUCCUCUGCAUGUUGGGUUAAACUGACAGCGGCCAAUGGACUAGACAUUCCUGUCUUAGGUUGCUUACAGGCUGAUGUCGAAUGUAUGGGAAAAGUGUUUCCUAGGAAGUGCAUAUUCGUUUUGACUGACACAAGUCCUGAUGUCAAGGAAAUGAAAGGAGUGUCUGGGAUCAUCGGUAUGAAUAUACUCAAUGAAGUGCAGUCUUUGUUCAUCUCAGCAGAGGGGAUGGAAAAGGUAGACAAGUAUAGUCAGCGAGAUGAAGCUCAAGUCCAGAGGGUACUUGCAAGAGUUGAGAAGGAAGCAGGACAUCUAGGGCCUGGCGGAAGGAUUGGGUAUGUUAAGAUUGCUGGAAGACAAGCUGUCACUAUUCCUCCCCGCUGUGAGAAGGUACUUGAGGGCCUCUGUGGAGUGUCACCUAGGGUGAAAUGUAAUGUGCUGGUAGAACCUGCAGAUGGCACUAGUUUGCCAAAAGGACUCUUAGUGGCUCAUGUUCUUGCUAAAACAAACUGUGGAAAGGUUCCUGUGCGUAUGCUGAACUUGAGUGGAAAGACUGUUAGAAUUGCACCCCGAUCUAGAGUGGCUUCUAUUUUUAAGCCAAAAGAGGUGGUCACAAAGGAUGUUCUUGAACUGGAGGAAGAUGACUGUGUACUUCAUGUCAAAGGAUUAAAGGAAGAUAAUGUUCAUGCUGAUAAUAACUUACUUCUGCAGCCGCCAGUUCCGGUUGAAGUAAAUUAUGAGGGUCUCACACCAACACAAUGUGAAAGGCUCGUUGAGUUGUUAUCAAAAAACAGAGAUGUCUUCUCCAGAGAUGACCGAGAUUAUGGUUACACCACAGCUGUGGUGCAUGAUAUCCCUACUGGCGAAGCACCACCGAUAAAACAGCGUCAUCGUAGAGUACCACCACAGAUAUUUCAAGAAGUCAAGAGGCAUGUCCAAAACCUGGUGUCUCAGGGAAUCCUCAAAGAAAGCAGUAGCCCCUGGGCAUCACCGGCAGUUAUCGUAAUGAAGAAAGAUGGCAGUGUGCGUUUUUGCUGCGAUUAUCGAAAGCUGAACCAAGUGACGUAUAAGGAUGCUUAUCCGCUUCCACGGGUGGACGAGUCCUUGGAUGCAUUGGGCAACGCUAAACUGUUCUCUACACUGGAUUUGACUGCUGGGUAUUUCCAGGUGGCUGUGAGUGAGAAAGAUAGGGAGAAGACAGCCGUCACCACCCCAUUUGGGCUGUUUGAGUGGACCAGGAUGCCGUUCGGGUUGUGCAACGCUCCGGCCACCUUUCAGCGUCUGAUGGGUGUGGUGCUAGGUGACUUGGCCUUUGAUGUUCUUCUGGUCUAUCUGGAUGAUGUCAUUAUCUUCUCCAGAGAUUUUGAAAGUCACUGUGAGAGGUUAGAACUUGUCUUUAACCGGCUAAGAAAACAUGGUCUGAAGUUAAAGCCAAGCAAGUGCUUCUUUCUAAGGCCUGAAGUAAAGUUUUUAGGGCACCAGAUUUGCUCAGAAGGCAUAAAAGUAGAUAACGAGAAAGUUAAAGCUUUGGACACCUGGCCAGUUCCCAGAAAUGUGAGAGAAGUCAGGCAAGUGCUCGGUUUUAUGAGCUAUUACCGAAGAUUCGUCCCAAGGUUUGCUCAAAUGGCCAAACCACUACAUGCGCUGGUAAGUGGAGGAAAGAGAAGCAAGACGCCAGUAACAUUCACUUGGACUCAAGACUGCCAGACCGCAUUGGAUGAUUUGAAAGGGUGUUUAAUGUCUCCACAAAUUCUGGCAUACCCUGACUUCAGUGAGCCCUUUACACUUACCACGGAUGGAAGUCAUCACGGACUGGGAGCAGUCCUUAGCCAGAAGCAGGAGGGGAUUGAGCGUGUGGUGGCAUAUGCAAGCAGAGGACUAAGAGGUUCAGAGAAGAAUGAUAAAAACUAUAGUGCAUUCAAGUUGGAGCUGCUUGCAUUAAAGUGGGCGAUCACAGAAAAAUUUAGAGAAUACCUCAUGUAUUCAAAAUUCACGGUGAUUACUGACCAUAACCCACUACGGUACCUUUACUCCGCUAAUCUUGGUGCAGUUGAGCAGCGCUGGGUAGCACAGCUGGCAGAGUAUGACUUUGAGGUAUGUUAUAAACCUGGCCGACACAACACAAAUGCAGACGCCUUGUCAAGGAUCCCCUCAAGGGAGGAACCAGAGGAGGACGAUGAUGGAAAGGAUUUCAUCAGACUAGGAGCUGACGAGGUGAGAGCAUGCUUGUGGCCAGGCAGGAGAAUUGACCGAGAGGAACUUGAAGGUAAAGCUGCGGUUCAAGCAUCAAUAAGAGGAGAAAUAAAUGGGUAUAGCUGGAGCGAGAUAGGAAAGCAGCAGAAGAACGAUCCUUUGAUCGGCCCCAUUUAUAAAGCAGUAUCCGAGAACAAGAGACCAAGUAGAAUGAAUCUCAAUUGUAUGGAGUCUAAAAUGAAAAAGCUUGCCAAGGAGUUUGACCGUCUUAAGUUGCGUCAGGGAGUGCUGUUCAGACGCAUCCUGGAUCCUAGGGAUGGGGAAGAGAUCUGGCAGAUGGUCGUUCCUGAGCCUCUACAGCAUGAAGUGUAUGAGGGACAACAUGAACACGGAGGUCAUUUCGGUGAAAGAAUCGCUGUUGCUACCAGGAAUCAGACUGCAAAUACAACUGCAAAGGCCCUGAUCAAGCACUGGGAUGCACGUUUACCAAUGGAUGUCCUUGGAGAAAAGGAUCUAAAAGAGGAUGAGGUGGAUAACCUAGAUGACUGGGUGAAAGCUCAUCAUGCAAGACUGAAGACGGCUGUGGAAGUUGCAAACGCAGCAUCUCAAGAGGCUUCCAGAAAGAGAAAGAGGAUUUAUGAUCGCAAGACAUUUGGAGCUCUUAGAUGA